AUGAACGCGUUGCUGAACGUGGAGGGCGCGCGGGAGGUGGUGCGGUGGGGCUGCUUUCGCGUUUUCGCUGGAGGGGAGGGCCGGGGGUACAUCCACAAGGCGAUUCUUGACGAGAUUCAAAAACGCCACCGCGUGGAGUGCACCGGGCCGAACGCAAUCUAUACCAUUUCCAUGAUUAAAGCCCUCAACGACGCGUUCGACAUCAUGGCGCUUGAGGAGGAGCAAGAGUACGCUACGAAGGUGAACACCGGGAAACGAAAGAAAAAAAAGCGAAACGCAUCGAGUAAACUCCCUGCCCCGCCGUCGAACCAAAAUUCAAUUAUUCCGCUUUCCAUUAGGCGCCGUUCGCACAUCGAUUACACAACCUUCUGCCGUUAUUUUGAUAAGCUUCCGCAGCUCAGCGCGGCUUUUAUGCAUGUGUGGCUUCCCCUUUUAUUUACUGACCGCUUAGGGGAGCCGAAUCAUGAUACUUCCGACUUGUCUGACAACGAGGACGGAAAGGAGGAGGCGGAAGCCCUUUUUGUGGAGAACUCCCAGAGACUGCGAGACGAGCAGGCGAAAAAGAAUUCAUUGAGGUUUCCUGGAGAUCAAGAGGAAAGGUUGGGCUCUACAGGAGAGUCCCCCUUGGACGCUGAGGUGGAGGAACCCAACUCGGAGAAAGACGACGUCGUGGGGAGUGCGGAAGAGAACAUCUCGGAAGAGCUGAAUGACCCGCUGCACGGAACGUUCCAUGAGCCUUUAUGGGAAACUAAGGAAUACCCACUUCAGUUGCUUGGGGCCAACCUGGAAAUUCGUCAUGCUACCUUAAAACGGCUUGUUUAUAAAGAGUUGGAUUUAUUCCAAAAGGCUGUUGAUAUACUUGGAAAUUAUGAAGUACCACUUUAA
Messenger RNA from Phytomonas sp. Hart1, 885 nucleotides. NCBI's taxonomy places the organism in Eukaryota, Euglenozoa, Kinetoplastea, Trypanosomatida, Trypanosomatidae. The record is from the annotation of a GenBank genome assembly.